CUAUCGGACUUUAAGACAAUAUGCCACGGCGUUUGUCCUGCUAAAAGCCGGCUGGAGGAACAGACAGAUCUGAACGAUGGUAACGAUCGGACACAUCCCUAUAUUGUCUUGAAAAUGUCUGGCAGAGCUUGCUUCAAUAAAUACAUUCCAGCUUUCCAUAUUCUCCAAGCCGUCAUGCUAGAUCUAUCAUUUUCUGCUUACCGUCUUACAUCAUCCCAACCUUUCGUGACCAUAUCAAGUCACGAGAGCAACUAUGGCAUCUGCUAGUACUUCUCCUAAGAUCCUCCUUACUGGAGUCACUGGAUACAUUGGUGGCACGAUCUUGAAUUAUCUCCUUGAUUCAUCAUCUGCGGCCACUAGCAUUGAUACCGUUUCGUGCCUUUUGCGCGGUCCCGACCGGGCUGCAAAACUUGCCUCCACAUACGGCUCCCGCGUCAACCCUAUCGUCUACAAGGACUUUGACGAUAUCGAAGCAACAGUCGCAGCCGCCGCAGAGCAUGACAUAGUCAUCAGCACGACCCAUGGCUGGCAUGCCGCCUCCUCGCAGGCGCUUAUCCGCGGUCUCGCCCAGCGCAAGGCCGCAACAGGCCGCGACGUGUGGUUCAUCCAUACCUCCGGCACGUCAAACGUCGCUUACAAAACGAUGGCGAAGGGGUAUACGGAACAGGGAAGGCAUGAUCUCGACGACGCUAAGGACGACAUCUACGCCUACGAGAAAGAGCGCGAGCAGAAAGAAGGCCCGUAUGGACAGCGGACCAUGGAACUAGCGGUUGUGGACACGGGCCUAGAGCUCGGCGUUAAGACAUUGGUCAUCAUGAGUCCGACUAUAUACGGUCUCGGGUCGGGCCUUUGGAACAAGCUCAGCAUUCAGCUUCCCAUGUUAGCCAGCGCCGUGCUGAAGAAUAAGCGCCCGGCGGUGUUGGGUGAGGGUAAGGGUGUGUGGGACCACGUGCACGUGGACGACCUGGCGGAAUUGUACGUGCUUGUUGUGAGGCGAAUAAUAGAGAACGGCGGCGAAGGAGUGCCAACGGGAAAGAAGGGUAUCAUAUUUAGUUCCAAUGGUCGCUUCUCGUGGUUGGAUGUGACGCGAGGAAUGGCUGACGUGCUCCACGAGAAAGGCUUGCUCGCUGAUCGGGAAGUACAGAGCGUUGGAGUAUCCGACAUGAAGAAAAUUCUUGGGCUUGAGGGAGCAACCGAUGACAUCGCGCAGCUUUCAUAUUUCAGCGACUCCCGAACUCUAUCUAGUGUAGCUAGAAGUCUAGGCUGGAACCCUACACGAGGGGAGGAGGCGUGGAAGCGUGAGAUCCAGGAUGUCGUGGAGGCUGUUCUGGCUAAGGGAGCAUAAUUCGUGCAGGCGGAACUGUAGACUAGAACAUGCUGCAUUGAGCACUAAGACUAGGUACCAAGAUAUUGACGCCGAGGAUUCUAUAGAUAUAAUGGAUAUAUCCAAGAACAAAACUCCGUAUCUGAACUGUUGCCGGAGACUUGCUAUGCUGUCGAGUCGCUUUUAGAGAUUUUGUCGAGAGCACCCAGGGCGAGCUACUCGAACUUGGCGGACCAGUGGCGCUAGUAAGUGAUGGGCAAUU
This is a messenger RNA of Annulohypoxylon truncatum, 1586 nucleotides long. Its product is annotated as NAD dependent epimerase/dehydratase family protein. The record is from RefSeq and is a predicted model, not a curated record. NCBI's taxonomy places the organism in Eukaryota, Fungi, Ascomycota, Sordariomycetes, Xylariales, Hypoxylaceae. Bases 254 to 1345 code for a protein of 363 amino acids. The transcript has a single exon.